GGCGAGGGAGGGAGGGAGGGGGGCCUGGACAGUCACAGAGGCCAGUGCACGGCGGCGGUGGCACCUUCCUUCUCCUAUCCCGGUCGCCCGGCCCGUGAGGAGGCAGCGGCGGCCGCCGGCGCCAGCAGAGCCGAGGCGGCGGAGCAUCGAGCUGAGGCGAGGCGGACCGGCAGGAGCGCGCGGCCGGGGCCACGCAUCUCCACACUUGCACGGCAACUCCCGCGCCUUGCACCCCCCUCUCCCAGAGACCCGGACUGGGGGCUCGGAGAGCCUCGGUGAAGCGAGCGGGAUCCAGCUCCGGAGCUCGUCCAGCUCCGUUCUGAACCUCCCGGGCGCUGGUUCCCCGCGGCGGGGUACCCGCUUCUGCGCUCCGGACGCGCCUCCCGGACAGUCGGGUCUCCGCGGCCAGGACAAAGCCAUGAAGCCGGCGCUGCUGGAAGUGAUGAGGAUGAACAGAAUUUGCCGGAUGGUGCUGGCCACUUGCUUGGGAUCCUUUAUCUUGGUCAUCUUCUAUUUCCAAAGUAUGUUGCACCCAGUCAUGCGGAGGAAUCCCUUCGGGAUGGACAUCUGCUGCCGGAAAGGCUCGCGAAGUCCGCUGCAGGAACUCUACAACCCCAUCCAGCUGGAGCUGUCCAAUACUGCCAUCCUGCACCAGAUGAGACGGGACCAAGUGACAGACACCUGCCGGGCCAACAGCGCCAUGAGCCGAAAGCGUCGGGUGCUGACCCCCAACGACCUGAAGCACCUGGUGGUGGAUGAGGACCACGAGCUCAUCUAUUGCUACGUGCCCAAGGUGGCAUGCACCAACUGGAAGAGACUCAUGAUGGUUCUGAGCGGCCGGGGCAAGUACAGCGAUCCCAUGGAGAUCCCCGCCAAUGAGGCCCACGUCUCGGCCAACCUGAAGACCCUCAACCAGUACAGCAUCCCAGAGAUCAACCACCGCUUGAAAAGCUACAUGAAGUUCCUGUUCGUGCGGGAGCCCUUCGAGAGGCUCGUGUCUGCCUACCGCAACAAGUUCACCCAGAAGUACAACACCUCCUUCCACAAGCGCUACGGCACCAAGAUCAUCCGCCGCCAGCGGAAGAACGCCACGCAGGAGGCCCUGCGCAAGGGGGACGACGUCAAGUUUGAGGAGUUCGUGGCCUACCUCAUCGACCCCCACACACAGCGGGAGGAGCCCUUCAACGAACACUGGCAAACGGUCUACUCCCUCUGCCACCCUUGCCACAUCCACUACGACCUCGUGGGCAAGUACGAGACGCUGGAGGAGGACUCCAACUACGUGCUGCAGCUGGCCGGAGUGAGCGGCUACCUGAAGUUCCCCACCUAUGCAAAGUCCACCAGAACUACCGACGAGAUGACCACGGAGUUCUUCCAGAACAUCAGCGCCGAGCACCAGACGCAGCUCUACGAAGUCUACAAACUGGACUUUUUAAUGUUCAAUUACUCAGUGCCAAACUACCUGAAAUUGGAAUAAAGGGGCGUGGGGGGGGUGGUUGGGGGAGAGAGGGAGAGAAUCCUGCUUUUUAAUUUAAGAUUUUUUAUUUGUCAAAAGAAUUCUAUGGAUACUGGGUUAUUUUGUAAGUUAAUAUGUCUCGGGGGAAAUGCUGCGAGCGGCAUGGCAAGAAUUAUUUAAAUCCUCCACGGGAAAGGACAGCUGUCUGUGCAGGGAAGCGGGGUGGAGCGUCCCUGUUCUUUAGAAGUGGAAACCGCAACACCAUCUCCAAGGUGUCCUUGUGUUCUGGUGAAUUCCACAAACUGUGUGUUCCGUGAAGUCUAAUGGUUCUUAUUUAUAGUAAUUUAAACGUGAUCUCUGUAUAGGUUUCUUUCUGUGGCAGCAGACUGCUCGUGUCUUUCUAGAGGAGAAUAUGGUCUGUGCUUUGCUGGCUAUGGCUUGUUUAGGGGGUGUGAUUGUCUCCCCGCUACCCUCUCCUGGAAUCCCGUGGUGACAUCAGCUGGGAUGCGUGGAUGCCACCGUUCAAGAAACCCUGCUGGAAAUAAGUAAAUUGUCCUUGCACUAAGAAGUGGGGCGGGGGCGGUUCACACGGAUUGCGGGAACCCCAGAGUCCCCGGCAGUAAAGAAAUGGAAAGUUUUUAACCCAAGGAGAGAGUGGAUGGUGGCAGUUUCUGUUCACCAAAAUUACCAAUCUGUAAGAAUAGGCUUCUUGUGGAAAUUUUCAACUGGCACUUUCCAGUUCUGGUGAAGAGUAGCUGUUAUUUUAUAUUUGAUAAAUAUUUAUUGAGCAUCUACUGUUUUCCAGGCUUGCCUGCAGGCCGAGCAUUGAAUGAACCCAGUAGCCUUGGCUCUCAGCAAACUUUGUGUGAAUACAGGGCAAACUGCUCAACAGUGAACCAGCCCCUACCCUUGCGGUCUUCACAUGGGGUUUGGAUUAUUCUCAAAUGGCUCAGAGAGUCCAUGACUCCAACAAAUUUGCAUUUUUCUACAGCUCACAAAUUUGAAAACCACACGUUUGAGUCGGUCCACUUCACUAGCUGAGUGACCUAAGUUCAUCGCCCAACACAAGAAAUGGCAGAAACAUUUGAUCAUGUAUGUCUAGCUGCAGUUUCUGGGUAGCAGAAGCCUCGGUCUUCUCCAGACAUGAAUGGAGGUGUGUUGAGAUCGAUUAGUGAUGUCUGUCUCGGGUAAGGUGGCACCCACGGGCACAUGCCCACCCUCCCAUGUCUCUGCCUUGACAGAGCAUCCAGGACAGCUGCCCGGGAUCUUAACCUAUGCUCCCUCUCCUCCAGAACGCUGGAAACCAGUGCUUUCUAUUCCUUGCUGAUCAACACCCAGACCUAGUCCUCAUUUCUAGUCAUUUCUGAGGCUGCUCAGUUGACAUUUGAGCCACGCUCCCGUUACAGCCAGUGUCCGGGUGGGUAGCAGAUGCUGUAUAUAAUAUUUCUCACGAUUGGGGAGGGAGUGGGGUAUAAAUUUUGCUUUUUGUGUUUUAGUUGGUUUCCUUUGUUUGUUUGCUUUUGUUUUUGAUGCAGUCUAGCGUGAAGGGGUGAGAAUAUUCUGAAAAACAAAAUAAUGAAUAAUUUAUUCACAGAAACUAUUAAGAUGGUAUUGUUAGGCUCACAGCGAGCCUGGGAUCAGCUGUAGCUGCGGCUCCAUCUCACGGAGGAAAUUAUUUAAUGUGAGGGGAAUACGAGCCAGAGCAGCUGACGGCGGCUAUUUAUAAAACGCAGGUACCUUCCCCAGUCUCUCUCCCCUCGCCUUUGAUAGAUAGAUUUAUGUCAUGCCUUUGACCAAGAGCGGUGACAGACUUUGGCCGUCCCUGUCCUCCAGAACUGACCUUCUGCUGAUAGGGCGCUCUGUGUGAUGUCACUAAGGGGCGCUCCACAGAGCCCGGGCUCUGUAGGGUGUCAGUUUGGAGGGGUUUGUGGUCACGUAUCCUUAGGAAACAAAAUUAAGUCAGGUUCUUCUCUGCAGGACUUUUCAGGGCCUUUCAUACAUACGUGCUCUGCCUCGCAAAUCUGGGAGAAUGCAGCAUUUCUGAGCUGCAGGACCCGGUGUCCCUUACGGCAGGUGUGUCUUAGCUGGCAUUUCUCACAGUAGCCUUUGGUGAGGGUGGUCUAGCCUGUCUGAGGUCUGCAAGGAUUGACAACCGCCUCCUAGGUCCCUCCGCAGACAAACAAGCAGAAACAGCCGCACAGCCUCUGUCUGGGAAGAGGAUGAAGUGAAUUAGUCUCUACCCAAGUGGGAUGGCUCCAUCUGGAUGCUGCCCCCAGACAGUUAGCCUGCCCCUCCAAACACAGGGGAGGGAAGUCUUGGCUGUCAUGGAGGGGGAAGCUGGCAUAAGGACACAGAAACAGCCCCUGAUUCCUGGCCUUAAAGGCCACUCAGUGGGGACGAUGGCCUCGUGACAAACACUUCUCACUUCCACCCACAGUUUGGAACUGUGUGCUCCGGGGGUUUUAAAUGGAAAUUCGUGUUGGUUUUCGUGUUUUGCAUGUCUGUUUGUCUUUCAUCUGUGGUACAGUGCUGUGUGCAGAUGGCUGUUACUCCGUCUUUCUCUCUGAAGUGAGAAAGAUCGUCCUUCAGGGGGACCAUGUGUCUGCUUCUGGGAUGAAGGCCUCUCCUGUUUUGUGUUCACGUUUUAUUUUCUAAUGACAUUUUUAAAAACAUGUAUUGGUUCAACUGUUUUGUAGAAGGUAGGAAGCAUUCUGUGUCCCUAGCUGAAGAUAUCCAUUGGUGAAGUGUGCUUGGAAACCCAAGUGUUUUCUACAGGAAAACGUUGCAAAGACUUUCUCUUGCUCUCGUGCUUAGCUAGGAAAAGGAGCUGCUGGCGUCCCGGCUCUGGGCCGGGGUCCUGUUCAAAGGCACAGCUGUGUUUUUAGGACCAGGUACAUUUGAGUAGAAUGACAAAGAUAUUCCUGCUUAGCCUACCCCUUUAUUGGAAAUGUCUAGAAUAUCAGCCACAGGGGUCCCUGCCUGCAGCCUUUCCAGCCCCCCCCCCCCCUCCGUUGCCCUUCUCAGCUGGUCUGGGAAGCAGGACAGCCUGUUGUCCGGGUCUCAGGACAGACUGCCUGGUCCUGAGGGCAAGCCUUUCUCUCCUGCUUGUUCAGCCUGAAGGAGAACUGUGGGAACCAGCAGCUUCACUUUGGCCGGCCCUCCCGAGCACACAAGACUAGCCCAGGCUCCAAGAGAGCUCAGGGACACUGUGCAAGGCCUGAAGACACUUAGCUCAGAUAACAGCUGUGUUACUAUUCUGCUUCAACUGACAAAGCCACAGGGACUGUGCUUGCUUUCCUCUGCCGAGAUCUCCUCUGCACACACACACAUACACAUACACACAUACACACACACGCACAGUCUAUGCACACACACACACACACACACACACACACACACAUAGCCCCAGCCUGUGUGCUCCUGGCACCCCACUCCCAUUGUGGCCCACCUCUUCGUCAGCAGGACUGACCCCAUCACUCCCCCAGGUUCUGCCCACCAGAAUCCCCCCGCUUUUCCCUACCACAGCCAAACAGACCCUCUGAAUAGGCAACAGGACCUUCUAGAACCAGCUGGACCCUUGGCCAGCAGCAGGCAAAUUUUGGUCUGCUCUCAUCAGGUACAAAAGGCGGUAUCCGUAUUCUCUUCUGAGCAUUCUCAGUAAGGCAUAUGGAUGUAGAAUUUAACAUCUUUGUGGAGCGUGGUUUUUUUUUUACAUAUUUGUAUGCAGUUGAGGGCCUGUUGUAGAAUUCUCUCCCUGUAUCUUACUAUACUGUUAAAGAAGCUGAAUUCCAUGUUGCCAACAGACACGUGAAGUGUUCCCGAACCUUCCUCCAGGAAAAGCCAUUCAAGCCUGAUUAUUUUUCUAAGUAACUUCAAUUAAAUUGAAGA
This is a messenger RNA of Microtus oregoni (creeping vole), 5344 nucleotides long. It is a transcript of the gene Chst11, whose product is annotated as carbohydrate sulfotransferase 11. The transcript has 3 exons. Gene Ontology annotation, biological process: proteoglycan biosynthetic process; carbohydrate biosynthetic process. Lineage: Eukaryota; Metazoa; Chordata; Mammalia; Rodentia; Cricetidae. The record is from RefSeq and is a predicted model, not a curated record. Gene Ontology annotation, cellular component: membrane. The coding region runs from base 419 to 1477 and encodes 352 amino acids. Gene Ontology annotation, molecular function: sulfotransferase activity.